Messenger RNA from Lithohypha guttulata, 435 nucleotides. RefSeq lists its product as uncharacterized. Bases 1 to 435 code for a protein of 144 amino acids. The record is from RefSeq and is a predicted model, not a curated record. The transcript has a single exon. NCBI's taxonomy places the organism in Eukaryota, Fungi, Ascomycota, Eurotiomycetes, Chaetothyriales, Trichomeriaceae.
AUGGGUUUCUAUACACUGAUCAACGGCAUGGAUGCGCUGCCAGAUCUUGACGAUGAUAUGCUUGAGGUUGUACUGGCCUUGUAUCGCUCAGACAUAGCAGAAGAGAGAGCUUACAUUACUUACGGUGGUGAAAGUUAUGGUGAUACUCUUACCGCCAUCGAGUUUCAACUCGAUGAGAUCGAAGCCCAACGACGGCUCGUGAAAGACGCCAGAUUGGCCCAAAGCAUUACCAAUGCAAAGAUCGAUGACAUGUCAGCAAUCGCGAAGCUGGUCGACGAAGAGAAGCAGGCCUUAGACGAUCACAAACUCGCCGUUGAACUGGCAGAUCCUGACGAUGUUCCACUCCAACCAACUACGAAUGAUCACCUACCCACAUACGAUGAAGUCAUCCAAACAACUACUACUCCUGCACUCUCAAAAUUGGCAGGUCUGUAA